Vitrella brassicaformis is the source of this 1419-nucleotide messenger RNA. NCBI's taxonomy places the organism in Eukaryota, Vitrellaceae. The record is from the annotation of a GenBank genome assembly.
GCCUAUCACACAAACACAAACACCAUCAGCGGAGGGAGACAAAGGGGCACAUAGCAUAGCCAUCCAUACCAUCAUCCACCAUACGACUGGCUGGCUAUCUCCACGCAGCAAUCACCAUAGCAGCCACACUUAUCAUCCCAACCACAGGGGAGAGGGCGCCAAUCCGCCGUGUGGCCGCGUCAGGCGGCUGCUGCAGUGCCUCAUUGCAGGGGUAGUCGAGCAGCCCGUCCUGCAUCCCGCCGUAGGGCAUGCAGUUGCCCGUCCCCUCAGGGUCACACUUGCACACAAACGGGUAGUCGUCAGGGAUGACUAUCGUAUACCCCAAAAGCGCCCCCGUCGCGCCACUCGCAAGACCUCCAAGAGCUCCGGCAAGUGAGCCGAUAAUCUUGGACUGAGAUUGCGAUUGAGACUGUGAUUGCGACUUGGCGGCCAGCUGAGACCCCACUUGUGCGAGAGCACCGCUUCCUCUGCUCUCUGCCCUUCUCUCAUUGUUGCCUGACGACGAUAUGCCGUCGAAUGCCGGGCCGAGCACGCCGCCCGGGCCGCCCCAGUAGUCGGCCGCAAUGGCGUAGUACCGGUUGUGCCUUCCCCUUCUGGCGCGGUUUCGGUAGUGCCGUCUCCGGGGUAAAAAUGCGCCGUGCCUUGUCCGCUGACGGAAGAAAGAUGACGUGUCGUUGAAGGAGAAGAGGUCACGCAGUCGGAGGACUGACAGAACGAACAGAGAGAGACACAGAGUGCGUGGAUCGGUCCGGUUCCAGCCACAAAUGGGCAGUAAGAAUGAAUGUUGUGUCGGUGUGUCUCUGUCUCGUGUCGCUCUUGCUUACAUGAGGGGAGGGAUAGAGACAGCCUCUGGCUCCACUGCUCCUCGGCGUCGACAGGCUGCGGCAUGGCCGGCCCCACCUGCCCAGAUGCGUCGAUGAACGCCUGACCAAUGGCAGGAGCCGGCGCACGGCCGUCGUUCCAGCCAAAAUCCUGCUGCUGUGUGCUGCGAUGGGUCGUCCAUGAAGGGGCUUGCUGGUGGGGGUGGUACGGGGCUGAAGUCAACCGAUGAGGCGAAGUUGAGUAGCCCCAAUGUCAGCUGACGAGUCCCUGAUAGUGAGAGAAAUAAAGGGAUACCAAGCAUGCGUGUGUCCUAGGAUGGUUGGUUGCAGUGAGGGAUGCAUGGUCGCAGUAAGUACCUAUUUUGGGGUACAGCGGGGCGUACUCAUGGUCCCUGGUGCUGCCCAGGUCCCUGUCCAGCGACACUGCUGUGCUCAUCCCCACCCCUGCAAUGCGUUGCAAACAACCACACAACAACAACAGGAGAGGGAGUCGACGUACUUGCAGUGCAGUGGCCGUCUGCUUUGUGUGUGGCUGGAGGGGCUGCUCACUCUGAGUGAGGAGAGCCGUGAAGAAGAGGACGAAGGACGCCAUUCGAGG